Molecule: messenger RNA, 1805 nt
Organism: Salvia splendens (bonfire salvia)
Lineage: Eukaryota; Viridiplantae; Streptophyta; Magnoliopsida; Lamiales; Lamiaceae
Product: alpha-1,3-arabinosyltransferase XAT3
Exons: 3
Coding region: 164-1666 (500 amino acids)
Molecular function (GO): glycosyltransferase activity
Source: RefSeq, a predicted model, not a curated record
CGAAAAAUUAAGUUGGUAUAAGCUACGUAUAAACAUAUUUAAUUAAUUAAUUAUUUCGACUCCGUCUACUUCCCCUUGACUUUUAGUGGGACUCCAUUUAAGCAAAGAUCUCGACGCUUUCAUCACCUCAAGCAAGAAGAGCUCCAUUUCCAAGUAAGUUAAGAUGUAUGAUCCUAUUUUCGCCAAGAGCUUCAGCCGCUUAGAUCGCCAACGAUUCGGAUGCUUCGCUCUCGUCCUCGCUCUCUUCAUCGCGCUAAGCAUUUCCUCCGCAUUCAAGCCUACUUUGCAUCCCUUGACACUUAUUGGCGAUGCUGUCAAUUUGCAGCUCUCGAUCAGUGCUGUGGAAACCAUGCUCAUAGAUGAUGCCAUUAUCGACAAUAUCACUGCUCAAACAGGAGAAGAUAGUGCUAAGAGCAUGCUCGUGAUCAACGAAACAGCCAAAAUCGAGCCGUUGAAUUUGCAAAGCAUGUUUGUAACGAACGAGUCAGUGACGGAACUAGCUAGAGAAUGGCGGAAUGUGGAGCCGUUGUGCAGAGUUUUAAAAUCACAUGCAGAUUACUGCGAGAUCCAAGGAGACGUAAGAGUCGACGCGAAUUCAUCGACGGUUUUCCUGGUGAAGCCGCGUUCGUAUCAAAUUUUGGAUACGAACGCCGUUUCUGAUUGGAUCAUAGAGCCUUAUCCAAGGAGAGGAACUGGAUUUGUUAAAAAAUGGACGGUUAAAUUAGCGGCGGAAGACGACGCCUCCGUUCCGAAAUGCGACCGGCUUCACUCUCUCCCUGCAUUGCUCUUCUCAAUCGGAGGAUUCACCGGAAAUCACUUCCACGAUUUCGCCGAUUUACUAGUUCCACUGUUUACGACGUCGUUCCGAUUCAAACGAAACGUGCAUUUUCUCGCCACCGACUACAAGCCGUGGUGGCCGGCGAAGUUCCGCCCCCUCCUCCGCCGCCUCACCGGAAGCGAAAUCCUCGACAUCGACAACGAAAACAUCACAAAUUGCUACGGGAGACUAAUCGCCGGCCUCAAAUUCGACAGCGAGCUCGUGGUGGCGGCUGAUUCCACUUCUUCCUCCGGCGCGAGCAUGCAUAAAUUCCGGCAGCUCCUCCGGCAAACUUACUCUCUGAACAGAGAAAAAGCGAUCCGCGGCGGAGUGCGGCCUCGCCUGAUGAUCGUGUCGAGGAAGAGGACACGAAUUCUGACGAACGAGGAUCGGAUCUCGCGAGCGGCGGCGAAGCUAGGGUUCGAGGUGGUCUCCGCCGAGGGCGACCACUCGACAAAUCUGACGGAAUUCGCGCAGCUGGUGAACUCGUGCGACGUGAUGGUGGGGGUGCACGGCGCGGGGCUGACGAACAUGGUUUUCCUGCCGGAGAAGGCGGUGCUGGUACAGAUUGUGCCGUUGGGCGCCAUUGACGCGUUCGCGAAGCUCGAUUUUGGGGAUCCGGCGGCGGGGAUGGGGAUUAGGUAUCUGGAUUACAAAAUUGGGUUGAAGGAGAGCUCUCUGAUUCUGCGAUAUGCGGCGGAUCAUCCGGUGAUUAGAGAUCCGAUUUCGAUACACAGGAAGGGCUGGGGUGAGCUCAGAGACGUUUACUUGAAUAAUCAGAAUGUCACCAUUGAUGUACGGACGUUUAGAGCUACUUUGGCUAAGGCGCUUAAGCUCUUGCGUCGUUGAUCCGUUCGUUCAUCUUUGUUUUCUUUUUUAUAGGUUUUGCAUUUCGUGUAAGUAUGUGUUCUUGAUCAUGCAAAUGUUGCGGGAAUUCAUUUUUAAUAGUAAAAAUUGCCAAAUAAAUAAUGAAAGAAGAUCGAAUUCG